AUGUCGUGGACACAGAGACAGAGUCCUCACCAAGCGUUCGCCCAAGAGGCGAUUAACUCACCCAUCGCGGUCGCAUUUGGGCAAUGGAUGCUCAACAUUUGGGAGAUCACUAACGAUUUUCCUGAAGGGCGUUGGUACUUGGAGCCGAACGCGCGGUGUCUCCAGAAGAAGGCCAGCUUGAGAAUUGUAUUUGCGCCUCUUGACCUUCCUCGCCGAGACGCUCUCUCACAAACUCUCGAGUUAUUCAAUAUCCUUUAUAUCCCCGACGACUUUUCCAAAGAGCGCCUUCAGUCUGUCAGUCACAGUUUUGGACGGAGCACAGACCACGAUGGAUCUAGUUCUUGGUUUCAUUUUCUGUGUAAGAACAUCGACGUGAAGCAAGAAGGGGCCAAUGCGCCUGAGAUUGAUAACCGCGCUGCGACAAUGGGUUAUCACAUCUCUACGCUUCCACAGGCAGACUACAGCUGGCAUCGCGCUGGUUUCUUUCUGCGAGUUGAGACCGAUGGUAGUACCACGCUAGUCUGCUUCGGCGCAACGUCGAGGGUAAGGCACAGAAUUAACGAGUUCGUAGCUGCCAAGGCGUGGCAGCAUGUUGCGACUAAUCCCUACAUCUUGUUCGAUCUAGUCUUUGAAGGGUUAUAUUUCGAGGUUGAUGACACUAUCUGGAAGAUGAACAUCGUGUUUGGACCGCUGGAGCACUUAAUGCUCGAGUAUGCCAAUUCCAAGAAUAUCCGCAAGAUGAGCACCAAGAUCCCCUUCGCCGCUAUGCAUAACUGCGCCAAACACAUCAUCCACAUCGUCGAGGCCAUCGAAUCGUGCAUCAUGCUUAUUGAAGCGACCGCGCACGGCGUUGACAGCCAUGAUCACAGAGGACAAACCACGACCUACGGACCUAUUCAGAAGCAACUAUUAGAAACCCUUCAAUACCGACGUUCACUUUUUAGGUCUAGUCAAUUACGUCUUAGUAGCCUUCAGAAGCGCAUCGAAAACGCUAUUACAUUAUCAUUCCACCUUGUCACGCAACAGGACUCGAUGGUAAUGAUUCAGGACUCGAAUUCAAUGAAAGUAAUUGCUGCCAUUACCAUGAUAUUCUUGCCCACUACGGGCGUGGCUACGGUUAUUGGUUCGCAGUUAUUUUCUUCAAAUCACCGUGAUGGGGAGACAUGGGAUAUUCUUCUAACACCUUUGUUCUGGACGAUGUGGUGGAUCUCAAUUCCAUUGACGGUCUUCGUCGUGCUUCUAGCUAUUAUUUGGCAUUGGUGGACGCAUUCUGAGUCUCCAACGGGAGAGGUGAUGCAGGUUGUGAGGAGGGCGGCAACGUUCAAUUCAUCCAAAACGAAGAAGAAUGAGGGCUGA
Molecule: messenger RNA, 1356 nt
Organism: Fusarium redolens
Lineage: Eukaryota; Fungi; Ascomycota; Sordariomycetes; Hypocreales; Nectriaceae
Exons: 4
Coding region: 1-1356 (451 amino acids)
Source: RefSeq, a predicted model, not a curated record